AUGGGGAAAGAACCUGUUAGAGUUUUAGUUACUGGUGCUGCUGGGCAAAUCGGGUAUGCUUUAGUGCCUAUGAUUGCUAGGGGAGUAAUGUUAGGCUCCGAUCAACCCAUAAUUCUUCAUAUGCUCGAUAUCGAACCGGCCACCGAGGCCUUAAACGGUGUCAAAAUGGAAUUAGUUGAUGCUGCAUUUCCUCUUCUCAUGGAUGUCAUUGCUACCACCGACGCCAUGGUCGCUUGUAAAGGUGUGAACAUAGCUGUGAUGGUUGGCGGAUUCCCACGAAAAGAAGGUAUGGAAAGGAAAGACGUGAUGUCAAAAAACGUAUCGAUUUACAAGGCUCAAGCUUCGGCAUUGGAGAAACAAGCCGCACCGGAUUGUAAGGUGUUGGUGGUCGCUAAUCCAGCGAACACCAAUGCCCUUAUCUUGAAAGAAUUCGCGCCAUCAAUCCCGGAGAAAAACAUCACGUGUCUCACUCGACUCGACCAUAACAGAGCGCUUGGACAACUCUCCGAGAGGCUAAAGAUCCAUGUUGGUCAAGUGAAGAACGUGAUCAUAUGGGGUAACCACUCCUCCACUCAAUACCCGGAUGUGAACCAUGCCACUGUCACGCCCACAAACAGUGAAGAGAAGCCUGUUAGAAGUGUCGUAGCGGACGAUAAUUGGUUGAACACCGAGUUCGUUACCACGGUGCAACAACGCGGUGCCGCCAUUAUCAAAGCUCGAAAGCUAUCAAGUGCAUUGUCCGCCGCAAGUGCUGCUUGUGAUCAUAUUCGUGAUUGGGUUCUUGGGACUCCCAAGGGAACAUGGGUGUCCAUGGGAGUGUAUUCUGAUGGAUCAUAUGGAAUUCAAUCUGGCAUUAUCUACUCAUUCCCAGUUACAUGUGAUAAAGGACAAUGGUCAAUUUUUCAGGGGCUGAAGAUAGACGAUUUCUCGAGAGAAAAGAUGGAUGCAACAGCGAAAGAGCUUGUGGAGGAGAAAACAUUGGCUUAUUCUUGUCUUAAUUGA
Molecule: messenger RNA, 1002 nt
Organism: Gossypium raimondii (Peruvian cotton)
Lineage: Eukaryota; Viridiplantae; Streptophyta; Magnoliopsida; Malvales; Malvaceae
Product: malate dehydrogenase, cytoplasmic
Exons: 6
Coding region: 1-1002 (333 amino acids)
Biological process (GO): malate metabolic process; oxaloacetate metabolic process; tricarboxylic acid cycle
Molecular function (GO): L-malate dehydrogenase (NAD+) activity
Source: RefSeq, a predicted model, not a curated record